AUGGAACAGCAGCCUACUUCAUUCAGUCCCUCUGUCCAGAUCUCGUUGCCACUUCCAAAAACUGCUGGUGAGAACAACUUCAGGAGAAUCAGCCGCACAGAGGACAGCAUUCCCUAUCCGAUCCCAGGCUUGGCCGCAGACAUCCUGCACAUGCGAGUAAAAGGAGGAAGCAAGAUUCGCAGCUUACUGCAGUUUGCAGCAGCUCGCAUGCAAGGGGAAGUAAGAAACCCAAAUGGGAUGUCACUAAGACAGGUGGUCUUCACUGGCUCAGGCAGAGGAGUCACAAAAACUAUCACCUGUGUGGAGAUUCUGAAACGUAAAGUUGAAGGUCUGCACCAGGUGUCCAAACUCUACUAUAACACAGUGAAGGAGGUUUGGAAGAGUCCACAGCCUGGAGCACCAGGUAUAACCAUGGAGCGGAGAGUUCCUGCCAUCUGCAUCUAUCUAUCUAAAGAUCCUCUGGACCCCCAGGAGCCUGGAUAUCAGCCGCCACAAAUCAUCAGUGUUCCCACAGAGGAGGCUGAGAGGCACAGGGGUCUGCUCAGGACGGCUCAUGCUCACUCGUCCCCACACACAGCCAAGAGACUCUGUCUGGAUGAUUCGAGUGCAUGUCCUCCCUAA
Molecule: messenger RNA, 621 nt
Organism: Neolamprologus brichardi
Lineage: Eukaryota; Metazoa; Chordata; Actinopteri; Cichliformes; Cichlidae
Product: ribonuclease P protein subunit p25-like protein
Biological process (GO): tRNA 5'-leader removal
Cellular component (GO): ribonuclease MRP complex
Molecular function (GO): RNA binding
Source: RefSeq, a predicted model, not a curated record